Capsella rubella is the source of this 750-nucleotide messenger RNA. RefSeq lists its product as uncharacterized. The coding region runs from base 171 to 578 and encodes 135 amino acids. The transcript is spliced from 2 exons. NCBI's taxonomy places the organism in Eukaryota, Viridiplantae, Streptophyta, Magnoliopsida, Brassicales, Brassicaceae. The record is from RefSeq and is a predicted model, not a curated record.
CAAAUACUAAAACACUGAGGCCGAAGGGGCUAACAUAUGAUUGAAUCGUAGCGAUCGAUUCCAAUUUUCUUUGCGCUGUCUUCUAGUUCGGAAACAUGGAGAUAUAGAGAUGGAUUUAACUCCGUGAAUCCCAGAAAGUUUCCUCUUGAUUUGAAAAGCCCUAAUCCAAGAUGAUAGCAUUGAGAGCUUUUGUGCCUCUGACAUUAAAGCCUCGUUUUUCAUAUACAACUCCGCACCAUCAUCGAAUCCAUUUCUUCAAAUCCCCAUUAAAGGUCAGAACAUAUGCUCAAAAUGGUGGCAGCGACGAGUCUACUAGUGGUGGAAGCAGAACGGUUAGUAGCGAUGAUGGUAAUGGUUCCAAGAAAGACCAGUUUGGUGGUUUCAGUUUCAAGUGGGGCGAGCUGUUGAACCCGGAUCAAGAUAACUUUGUGGCUGUCGCGUUAGCCGGGGUGUUGACUUGGGCUAGCCUUCAAGUCUUGUCUCAGCUUUUCUUCAUCUCUUUCGCCAUCCUUGUCGCUGCUCUCAAGUAUUCAUUUAUAGCUGCACUUCUCAUUUUCAUUCUCGUCACUCUCCUCUAGCUUAUGCUUUGUUUACUGGUUGAUUGAAUACAUAACUCUUGAUACUGGUAAAAUUUGUACCAACAGCGUUACAGAUUGCACUUUGUUAUUGUGAUCUUGAACCAUUAAUACAUCAGUACAGCGACAUGAAUGUACACUUGGGCUUUGGUAUAAACGUAUGAAUUUUCUUGCA